AAAGCAAAUGUGCAUUUGGUUCAGUCUUCAUCUCGCCUGGUAUCAAUCUAGCGUUCUCAAACCCAACACUGAUGUAGGCAGAAGCAAUCGUGAAAUUCUGCGCCCGCCGAACUCAAAAUCGAAGCAAACAGAGACUCGUCCAAUCAAUAUCAAGAUCGACGUCAACAUCUACCGACCGCGACAUCCGUGCACACUUGAGACACCACCGCCGCCUGCAAAGGCCUGCCCAUCCAUCAUGGGUCUUUUCCGCAAUCGCGAAGAGCGGCUGCCGGUGUACGAACGGACACGAGCAGGGUCCCCAUCGAAAGAACGAUACUCGGACGACGAAGACUACUACGCCUCCUCCGACGAGUACGAUGCAUACCCAGUUCGCUCAAAUGGGUCCUCAAGAAACACAUCGGGCUCGCUGGGCAGCGGGAUGCCCAUGCUCCCGAAAAGGAGGCAAGCCACCAAGAUAGCCAGCGUCUACCCAUACCGAUUACCAACCAAAGUCACCCGCUAUCUGUGCUUUGGCAUUGGAGCGCUCCUCUUCCUCAUGAUUUUCAGCUUGAUCAGGGCAAGCCAGGUGGAGAACUGGAAGGUUGCAAGCGGCACAUCAGAACACAGGCCUGUACCGCCACCUCCAGUAUGGGAGCGAUUCCCCUUCCUGGAAAGGUACUAUGGCGGUAUCCGAACUCUCCUGCCUUUCCAUCAAAGCAGCCCUGAAUACCCAAAGUCGAAUGACCCGAUACCCUCUGGAGAAUCCGCACAAGGGGAAAGAGAUACACCUACCAGCCUUUCCUGGAAUGAGUACCCUACACGUGCGCAGGAGUCUGACAUGAUCGAAUGCUUCUUGGACGCUGCUGGGAAGGUUCGAAUCCCUUCCGUACGGUAUUUUGAAGGCCGACCGAAAGGGUUUCCGCGCAACGUCGUCGGCUCAUAUGAACUGUUUGACCUCCCGGAAGAGGUAUGCUUUGAAAGGUUUGGCCGUUUUGGUCCCUACGGUUUUGGUUACUCGCUCAAAAACGGCGGUCUGGGGACGGGUGAGGGAGGAGAAAACUCUGGUUCCGCAGACGUCUGGAAAGACACUCAUCGGGUGGACUUCCGAGACGUCGAUUGGGCCGAGGCUCAGAGACGUUGCUACAGUGCCAACAUGAAUCGCUUCGUGGAAGUUCCAGCGAAGGCUUCUUCGGCCCAUGGCUUCUACAUACAAGAUUCAGCGGCGCCAGUUGCCAGUCUUGCUAAACGGAGUCUCAAUGAGACCGAAGAAGUCGUCGCAGGAACAGAUGGCACAGAUGCAGCGGACGCCAUUGUCAAGGCCGAUAAGCCAAAGACGGAAGUGGCCAAGAAAGCAAGGACGGCAGUCGUGAUCAGGUGCUACGACGAAUAUUUGUUUCGGGAGGAUGACAUGGCCUCCCUGCGCUCUAUGAUCACAGAGCUUUCGCUCGCGUCGGGAGGCCGUUACGACGUUCACCUCCUUGUACAGGUGAAAAACGAUGCUCAGCAUCCGAUCUGGGCCGACCACGACGCCUAUGAGAAACGAAUCCAAGACACCAUUCCGCAAGAAUUUCGUGGGCUGGUCACUUUGUGGACCGAAACCCAGAUGCUAUCUAUUUACCAAGGCAUUUAUGACCUAUACACCCGUGGCCCCGACCUGCCAGUACACGGUGUGUAUCGUGGCCUGACCAUGGCCAUGCAGCAUUUUGCCUACCAACAUCCGGAAUACGAGUACUUCUGGCAAUGGGAAAUGGAUGUCCGCUACACCGGACACUACUACGAUCUCUUCAGCAAGAUUGAACAGUGGGCCAAGGCCCAACCCCGAAAGAACCUAUGGGAAAGAAACGCCCGCUUCUACAUACCUGAGGUUCACGGUUCAUGGGAGGAUUUCUCGCAGAUGGCUCGCAUCCAGAACGAAAUGGGCACUUUGAACCCCGACACCCUCUGGAAUAAGGCACCUGGUCUCAAGGACGACCCCGACAAGGCCUCGAAACCUCGCAAGAUGGUCUGGGGGCCACAACGUCCUGAGGACAAUGACGACUGGUACAUGCCUGGCGACGACCCAAAACCCCCUCAUGGUGGUCCUGAGAAGGAUCGCAAUGUAUGGGGCGUUGGCGAAGAGGCGGACUACAUCUCUUUGAAUCCAAUCUUUGACCCAGAUGGCACGACCUGGUUGCUGAAGGACGACAUCACUGGUUUCAACCGUACCAAUGGGAACCCGCCUCGCCGCGCCAACAUCAUCACAACCUCUCGCAUGUCACGCCGGCUACUGCUGACAAUGCACAAGAUGACCGCCUACAAGAAACAGUUUGCUUUCCCUGAAAUGUGGCCUGCCACGGUUGCUUUGCAACACGGUUACAAGGCCGUUUACGCGCCCCAUCCGGUAUACGUCGACCGCAAGUGGCCCCUGGAAUACAUGGCCUCCAUCUUCAACGGCGGUCGUGACGGCUCAAGUGGUGGAGCUCGAAACAGCGUCUACGGCGAUCGCGAGCACAAUCUACGUGGGCUGUCAUGGUUUUACAAUUCUGGGUUUGGGCCGAACCUGUAUAGGCGCUGGCUGGGACUCAAGGUCAACAACGACGGAGGCGAGGAGUUUGAAAAGACAGCCGAUGCGAGCAAAGAGGGUGGCUCUGUUGGAUCUAUGCCCGGAGGUGAAGGUCGGAUGUGUCUGCCUCCCAUGCUGCUGCAUCCUGUGAAGGAAGUUGAGUUGCCUGUGGAGGAGCCAGCAGAGGAGGGGGCGCAAGUUCCCGAGUUUGACCCAGGAUCAUGAGCGUUGUGUUCUGUACAUUUUGAGAUGAUUACAUGUCGGCGUUUUGGGUAUAGCAUGGCUCGGAGCCUCGGGUAUAGAGAGUUCAAUCAACUAGACACAGACCUUUCAAAGGUUGGCAUUGGAAAUGAGAAACCGCUUC
Messenger RNA from Emericellopsis atlantica, 2885 nucleotides. RefSeq lists its product as uncharacterized. The coding region runs from base 8 to 2746 and encodes 912 amino acids. The record is from RefSeq and is a predicted model, not a curated record. Lineage: Eukaryota; Fungi; Ascomycota; Sordariomycetes; Hypocreales; Bionectriaceae. The transcript is spliced from 2 exons.